CUGCUCCGCGUGGGCCGGAACGCGCUCUAUGAGCACCACUUGGCGGGUGAGCUGGAGCUGGAGGUGACCCCGGGCCCUUUGGCUGAGCGCAUCCAUGCAGGCGGGGCUGGGGUGCCGCCUUACACGCCCAGGGCCAGCGGGACUCUGGUUCAGGAAGGAGGCGCCCCAUCAGGUACGACCAGGAGGCAGUGGCCGUCAGGAGUCAGCCCAGCGAGGGGAGGCGCGUCACGGGAGCUCUGUCCUUGGAGCGGCCAUCACCCGGAUGUUGCUUCGGUGAAAGGGGGGAAGGCUGUCUCCAGGGGGAGCGCCAGGAAGUUCAACCUGCCCACGUGCAGAGCUGCCGGAACCCCCGUGGUGGAGGUUGAGGAAAUGGUGGGUGUGGGGUCAUUUGCCCCAGAAGACAUUCAUGUAGGUCACAUGGUACAGGGGGAAACUGAGAAAAGAGUUGAGUGGUUAACAAUCCGGAAAGAGAAAGAUGGAAAAGCUAAGUCUUCGGAUGAUGUAACAGCUCAAAUCAUCAAGCGGGACGAUCUGGGAUUUGAGGAUGGCAUGUAUGCCAGCGUGGGCAUAGGAACCCUUCUGGCCAGCAACUACAUCUGUCCCAAUGUAGCUGUUCACCUUCACAGCGAAGAUGGAGUCCCAGGCGCGGCUCCAUGUCCCUGGGAGGAGGUGGAUGCAGAUCUCAUCAGUGCUGGCAAGCAAACCGCCAUCAUCCUUCCCAGGAGCUGUUUUCUCUCCAGCGAUGACUCAUCUGCUAAUCGAGGGGGACACAUCCACCUAACUGUGCUAGCCACGCAGGUUUCCAAGUAUGGUGACCGGCUACCCGGAUGACCCCGGAAAGAAGGUGCAGGGAAUGGGGGUGCGGUGGACUUGGUGUCCAGGAUCAAUGAAGUAGUGCUCUCCAUGGAGCACUGCCCAAGGCCAACAAACCCCAAAUCUUGGAGAAGUUCUCGAUACCCCGCCUGGGAAGGGUGCGUGGACGCAGUCCUCAUGGAAAAGGCCGGGUGA
Eptesicus fuscus (big brown bat) is the source of this 1008-nucleotide messenger RNA. It is a transcript of the gene OXCT2, whose product is annotated as 3-oxoacid CoA-transferase 2. Gene Ontology annotation, molecular function: succinyl-CoA:3-oxo-acid CoA-transferase activity. Gene Ontology annotation, cellular component: mitochondrion. The record is from RefSeq and is a predicted model, not a curated record. NCBI's taxonomy places the organism in Eukaryota, Metazoa, Chordata, Mammalia, Chiroptera, Vespertilionidae.